Messenger RNA from Pseudomyrmex gracilis, 1270 nucleotides. Its product is annotated as cytochrome P450 4C1-like. The record is from RefSeq and is a predicted model, not a curated record. NCBI's taxonomy places the organism in Eukaryota, Metazoa, Arthropoda, Insecta, Hymenoptera, Formicidae. Bases 26 to 697 code for a protein of 223 amino acids. The transcript is spliced from 5 exons. Gene Ontology annotation, molecular function: heme binding; iron ion binding; monooxygenase activity.
GUUAGUAAAAAAAAAACGGCUCGCUAUGUUGGAUCUUUUACUAGCGGUGUCCCGAGAAAAUAGUAUGACUGAUUCAGACAUCAGAGAGGAAGUUGAUACUUUUAUGUUUGCUGGUCAUGAUAGUGUAGCAAUGGCAGCAUGCUUUACCUUAAUGUUAUUAGCCGAGCACAAGGAUAUUCAGAAUCGCGUCAGGUUCGAAGUUAACAAUGUGAUGAAGGAGAACGAAAAUAAAUUUACCAUAUCAGUGUUGCAACAGUUAUCAUACUUAGACAGAUGUAUAAAGGAAUCACUGCGCUUGUAUCCCACUGUGCCUUUUAUAUCGCGACAGAUCUCAACAGACGUAAAAUUACAAUCAUAUGUAAUACCUGCCGGAACAUAUGUAAAUCCUUUUAUCUACGGUACGCAUAGAGAUCCUCAUUUUUGGUCAAAUCCAGAUGUAUUUGAUCCAGAUCGAUUUUUGCCAGAAAGGAGUCAAAACCGUCAUCCUUACGCUUACAUACCGUUUAGCGCGGGACCACGGAAUUGCAUAGGUCAACGAUACGCUAUGUUAGAGCUGAAAGCUAUAAUCGCUUCUUUGAUACACAACUUUUACUUGGAGCCAGUCGAUUAUAUAAAAAACGUAGGAAUAAAGGCGGAGUUGGUACUUCGCUUUAAUUGUCCAGUUCGUAUGAAAUUUGUCCCAAUUGAAUCGAUAUAGCUAUUAUAGUCAAAAACAAGUAAAACAAAACGAAUUAAUAUAAAUCAAUCAACCUAAUUUGAUAAAUGAGCUGAUAUUAAAUCUGAAAGUAAGUUUGGUUAAAAGCAUUUGGUCGUAAAGUUACUGUAUUAGAAGCAGAAGCGAAUGCGGAAGCGCCGUAUAGAAAGAUUGUUGAACUGCUUCUAAUGACUGGCGAAUGUUGACCAGUAGUAGUAGUUAAUGAAGUAGUAGUAGUUCAUGAAUCCUCCAGAGUUUCUCCUAGAAGAUUAAUGACGUAAGGAAUUCCGGUGAUGGGCAAUAAAAAGAGAAGAAAUCUUUUAAUGGUGUAUAUCCGACGUAGGUAAUGUCUCGCACAUGAGCUCUUUUUUUCUAAGACAAAAAAAAAGUUAAUAGAGUUGUGCGCGAAAACUUACUUUUCUCGCGAUUUAAUAACAUCUUCAAUUUGUUUUUAUCAGGUGUAAACAUAAUCUCAAAAAACUUACAUUUUCAGAAAAAGAUAAGAACAGACGCCAAGUAUACGCACAACAUGUAUUGUAUUUACAUUAAAAAUCUUAACUUAAACUGUUUUUUAUA